This is a messenger RNA of Nicotiana tabacum (common tobacco), 4949 nucleotides long. NCBI's taxonomy places the organism in Eukaryota, Viridiplantae, Streptophyta, Magnoliopsida, Solanales, Solanaceae. The record is from RefSeq and is a predicted model, not a curated record.
UGGAGAGAAGAACCUGAUGCCUUCUUUUGAUGUGUGAGUGGGUGGUGCUCUUUUCUCAUCAAAACAUACUCUCUUCUCUACACUAUAGUAUAUCUCUUCUUUCCAUCUUCUUAUACUCACCUCAGCUACUACUUCUCCUCCUAGUAAUACUUUUGGCUGAUUUUUUUUUUAUAUGAAGAAAGGGUAAAAUCUUGGUGUUUUAGUGGUGGUGGGGUUUUGUUUUGUUGUCUGUGGAGAGAGGCCUUUAAUUAGAGGCUACUGUUAUGCUGAAGGCUAAGUAUAAUAAGGAGAUAAGACUAAGUAGUAGUAGUCUUGGAAAGUAUAAUAAUAGGAGCAUCAGCAGCAGCAGCAGUUCUUGUGACUGUUGGGAAAACAGCACAAGAAAAAGAAGAAAGGAGAAGCUUAUCAGCAGAUGUUAUCCAUUGAAAAACUUGCAGCAGCAGAUCCUUCCCAAAUCUCUCUACUGAAAAGUAGUAGCAGUGAUGAGAGGCCUCCUCCUUCUUCUUCUUCUUCUUCUGAUUCUGAUAAGAAGCAACUAGAUCUGAACCAUUUUCAUGACAACAAACCACUCCCCAAAUUCUCUUUAAGAGAUUAUGUUUUCAGAAGCCGGAGAAAGGACAUAAAGACCAACUGGCCAUUUUCUCAGAAAAAUUUGCAGCUUUGUUUGAAGCAUGGCGUGACAGAUUUCUUACCCCCUUUUCAAUCUGUUAAGGGAUGUGCUGUAGAUAAUUGUUCGAUUGACAAGGACAAAACUUUUGAUCAGGAGGAGCAUGUUAAGGUAGAUGAUGAUCCUAGAUGUAUGUCAAAAUUAGCUGCGGAUCAUAGAAAUAUUAGUGCAAGUCGAUCUGAUAAAGAGAAGGUGAUCCGGUCAACGAUAACCAGUCACUCUUGUUCUGAAAUUGAUUCAGAUCCAACAGCUGAAAGGAAUCCUAGCUUGGAAACAGAAGCUGUUGGGAAAUCUGAGGGUAAAGGUCUUUUACCUCCCAUGUCAAACAAGAGCGGGAGCACAGCACAACCACCAGCAGCAAAAAAGUGCAGAUUAAUAGUCAAGUUGGGAAACGCUACAGAUCAUGGAACGGUAGAAGAGGAAACUACCACCAGCAACAAUUUCAUGGCUUCUGAGGCAAUGGCUUCGAAAGUAUGUCCAGUUUGCAAGACUUUCACAUCCUCAUCAAACACCACCUUGAAUGCUCACAUAGAUCAAUGUCUCUCUGGAGAGUCAACAAUCAAGUGGACAGAAAAUUCUAAUAAGGUGAUUAAGCACAGGAUAAAGCCAAGGAAAACGAGAUUGAUGGUGGAUAUCUACACAACAGCUGCGUGCUGUACGCUGGAGGAUCUCGAUAGGAGGAAUGGAACCAACUGGGCCUCAAACCCGAGUUUGUGCGUUCGAGACACUGAGGUAUCUGCUGUUGAGAAACUGGAUAAACCUCCUCCUGUUAGUCAUGAAUGCACUGAUAAUGAAGGUGCUGUUUAUAUUGAUGCCAAUGGCACAAAGGUUCGAAUUCUGUCCAAGUUUAGCGAUGAGCAGCCACAAUCAUCAAAGCUGAUUAAUGAUCCUCUUCAGAAAAAUUUGGUAGACGGAGAUAAAAGAAGCAAAUUCAUUUUGACAAAUAAGAGGAAGAAGAAGAAUCAUACCCAGAGACAACACAAGCUUCUGAAAUCUUCUCGUACUAAAAAGUUUUGCUUGUCCAAGCCCUAUCACUGUCCCAAGAUUGAGGGUGGUCAAGAUAGCACCUUUUCCCCCAGAGAAAAUGUUGUCAAAGAGGAUUGCUUAAAUGCGCAGCUCAGAUCUCCAGAACAGGUGGUAUUAAAUGGAUUGGGAACCAUAAAACAAUGGGCAUGUUCCAAGAGAACUGGCCUCACAAGGAAGAUCAGUGAUAAGGGCAACCAUCAGCGUUCUGGAGGUGUUAUGUUGACUGCCGUUCAAGAUGGCAAUGAUGUGUUGCCUAUGACUGGUUCAUCUUUGAAGAUAAGAAGCUCUCUUUACAAAUCUCCAAGAUCAUCUGUUAAUACUGUUUGUUUGCCUGAGAGUAGCCAAAGAAAGGGGGAUGUGCUACUUGAGCCUCAAGAUGAACAUAGCGAGGAGCCUUCUCUGCAAAAGAAAGUGGAUUUUUCAUUGUCUCGAUCUCAAUUCCCAUCUAACAAGAAGAGAUCCCUAGUGUUACAAAGGAACAAAGAAAAGCAUUUGAAGGUAGAUGUCCAUUCUGUAAACAAUGGCUCCGGUGAUCGUCCAAAAAUAACAGUAGAUCAUGCGCUUUCUGUGAAAAAUAUGAGGGUUGGGAGAAACUCAGAUCUACUAGAAAAGGCGGAUAACUCUGAGAUCAAUGGUGAACCAUCCACCUCUCAUCCAGCAUUCUCCUCGAAAGCUAGGAAGUUGGCAUCAUUGAGGAAGAACCUUUUGUCUGUCAGUGAAGGGCCUGCUCGUGGUGUUAAAUGUAGCUUGAAGUGGAAAACAGCUUCCCCUAGGAAGUCUAGUAUGCGCUGCACUUCAGAAUCAGAAGAAGCUGUAGUUUGUCAAACUGAAGGAGAGAAACGUUGUAUAAGAGGAGAUCCCAGUGAAACUAAAGUUCAAGUGAGCAAGAGUUGUGAUAGGGUAAUUGUUAAAAGAUCUAGAACUUUAAGCAUCGGGGAAAAUAGGGAGGGGGUUAUGGUUUCUUAUGUGGAGGGUACCCUGGGCUUGAAGAGCUGCUCACAGUCUUCAGCUGAGAUUCAUUCUGAUAAUGAAACUGGCAGCACUUUAGCAGGUGCGUCUGAUGCUAUGAGAUCUGUGAAAGUGAAUGAUCAAACUCAGAAUGACAAGACUAUGGAUCCAGCCGUUGCCUCGGAAUUCGCUGCGAGGGGAGAUUUUACGAGUUUUAGCAAGUCUUUGGAUGCUGGAUCUGAUGAGUUUCAGCACUUUAGCAGGUGCACCAAAGCUGCAACACGUUCACAAGAUCCUAUUUUAGGUGUUGAAGAAGAGAUGUUUAGUGCAGCGGAAAUUGGGAAAAGUAUGAGUGAUCACAAUCUCCAUGACGAUGUUACUGAAUUGGGAUGUAAUGAUGGUCAAGGGAAUUACUUUUUGGAGGUUGAUCCAAUUCCCAUACCAGGACCGCCUGGAUCUUUUUUACCUAGUCCUGGUCGUAUGAGCUCAGACGACCUUCAUGGGAGUUCCUCAUUAACCAGCAGUAAAAUUCAAUCUUCUGCUGAUUAUCCUGAAUUCUUUGAUCAAGAUUCUUCUGGUUCCCCUACUUCUGCUGCAUCAACAGUUUCUAACUCCACUAUGGCUAGAACUGGCUCAAGAUAUUCGGACAAGUUGUCUGGCAAUGGAAGGGAUUCUUCUGAAAGUCUCAAAUGUCACACAGCUGGCUGGGAAGAUAAAAGGUCUAGCUUUUCUGGCAGCAGUACUGUUGAUCUUCUUGUGGAAAAUUCUGUCACUCGACUUCAGACAGCAAAUACAGGAGACGAUAGGGAUGGACUGGACAAAUUUAAUGCAAAUACAUUCUUUCCUGGAAAAGGAGCUUUCAGAUUUACAAAUGAUAAGCCAUGUUGUUGUGUCAGGAAAGAUGGAGCAUCUCAAGAGUCGCAGCUCUUACAGCGACGGGCCACGGCACCUUCCCCUUUUCCUGCCAGUGAGAAUCAGUUGAGGUGUGAUUCAAUCAGAAGACCUAAUAAUAUCAGUAACUCAUUUUCUCUUAGUGACUCGAGUUCAGGACCUGAAACAAAUGCCACUAAAUCAUCCAUUGGAUAUACUCAAUUUGGAGUUUCUGCUGAUUCUGACUUCAAGCUACCAACUCGUGAUUCCGAGUCUUUUAGUCCAUCUGCUUCCAAUCCAGUUCUCAGGCUGAUGGGAAAGGACUUAAUGGUGGUCAACAAAGAUGAAGACUCCCCACUGAAAAGAUCAUCUCACUCAAAUUCCAUGAAUGACCUGGCAAACACUAGACUUGCUGAUGUUUCUUGUGGCAGUCUUCGUAGUGAGGAUCUCUACUCCUCUCGUCAGGUGGAUGCACAUAAUCGUCUUGUCUCUCACUUGCCUCAAACUGGUGAUCCAGUACAGCAUUUUGAUGUCAGGUUGUUAAAUGGUUUCAAAAGUCGCGACAGUUACUCAAGGCCACAACAGCUGUCCCCUACAUCUCCAGUCUCGAUUUCGUGCAAGAGUAGUGGUAGCGGAUUGAUGGGUUCUGUUGGCAGACAAGACUAUUUAGGAGGGUGCAAUUUACAUACUGUGCUCAAUGGACCAAAUGAUGAGACAUGUGAUGGAAAGAAGUUCGUGGCAACUCCCGCAUCUCAUUGGCAAAAUUCUACUUCAGUUGGGAAUGCCGUCAAAGAAAUUAUUAUAAUUGAUGAUUCUCCAGAAAACGGGGCUGAUUCUGCAUACACCAUGGGCACGGGGAGAAGCAAGUCGUCAACUGGUAUCCAAAUGCAGAUGAUCAGCUCGGGCUAUACCUCAAAGUUUGUGAAUUUCUGUGAAAAUAGACCGUGUGGUUCUCCUUACAGCGGAUCUGGAGUAGCUCAGAAUGCGAAUUUGCCUACUCAAAUGAACGAGAUUCCUGCUAAGUGGAAUGGCAAUCCGGAAGGUUGUAGUUUUGUUCGUCCAAGCUCUUUCUCGGCUUCCUCAUCACCUGCAGGUCCUUUUAGAUCAUCAUCUUUGUAUUAUUCUGCCGGCUUUUCAUAACCAAGAAUGUUGCCUUGCAUGGGCAUUUACUCUCAUGACAGACAAUAGAAACCUGACGCUUACAAAGCAUAAAUAUAGCAGUCUGAACGAAAACACACACGGCAAGUUUGAGCAGAUGAGUUAUUCUAGAUUUGCAGGUUUUGCUUUAAUAGCUACUUGAAAAACUGAAAGUUCCAUAGAGAUAAAAAGCAUUUUACUGAGGCCAGUUCGAAAGUUCCCUGGAGUCCUACUAUGUAUAAAAGUCUUUGAAUAAUGAGUUGUUCCGUGGAUAUGAACUUCCAAAGUGGUUUCUUCUUAA